AUGUUUCAGACGUUUAAAGAAUGGUUUUGGUUGGAACGAUUCUGGCUUCCUCCAACAAUAAAGUGGUCAGAUCUUGAAGAUCAUGAUGGACUUGUCUUUGUAAAACCCUCUCAUUUGUACAUGACAAUUCCGUAUGCUUUCGUCUUGCUGGUUAUCAGACAUUUCUUUGAAAAGUUUAUCGCCAUGCCUCUAGCAAAAGCAUUUGGCAUUAAAGAGGAAGUUAGAAAGAAGAUUAUACCAAAUACCAUCUUAGAGAAUUUUUUCAAAUGUUCCACAAGGCAACCAUCUCAAGCUGAUAUUUAUGGACUGGCGAAGAAGUGUAACUUGACAGAGCGCCAGGUGGAAAGAUGGUUUAGGAGUCGGCGGAAUCAAGAGAGGCCUUGCAGGAUGAAAAGAUUCCAAGAAGCUUGCUGGCGAUUUACAUUUUACUUAAUAAUGACUGUUGCUGGAAUUGUAUUUCUUUAUGAUAAACCUUGGGUUUAUGACCUGUGGGAAGUGUGGAAUGGCUAUCCCAGGCAGCCCUUGCUGCCUUCUCAGUACUGGUACUACAUUUUGGAGAUGAGUUUUUAUUGGUCUCUGAUAUUUAGCUUUGGCUCUGAUGUCAAGAGGAAGGAUUUUCUAGCUCAUGUCAUCCACCACCUGGCUGCUAUUAGUUUGAUGAGCUUCUCUUGGUGUGCUAAUUAUAUCCGCAGCGGGACCCUCGUGAUGAUCGUGCAUGACGUGGCUGACAUUUGGCUGGAGUCUGCGAAGAUGUUUUCUUAUGCUGGAUGGAAGCAAACUUGUAACGCGCUGUUUUUCAUCUUCUCCGCCAUAUUUUUCAUCAGCCGCCUCGUUGUCUUUCCCUUCUGGAUUUUAUAUUGCACGCUGAUCCUUCCUCUGCACUACCUUGAGCCUUUCUUUUCAUACAUCUUCCUCAACCUCCAGCUCAUGGUCCUGCAAGCCCUUCACCUCUACUGGUGUUACUUCAUCCUGAAGAUGCUCAAAAGAUGUAUAUUCAUGAAGGACACCCACGAUGUGCGGAGUGAUGAUGAGGAUGGGUAUGGAGAGGACGAGGAAGAGGAGGAGGAGGAGGAGGAGGAAGAAGCCACCAAAGGCAAAGAGAGAGACUGUUUGAAGAAUGGCCUCGGGGCCAACAGGCAUCUCAUUCUCAACGGUCAACAUGGCCGUUAG
Messenger RNA from Puma concolor (puma), 1170 nucleotides. It is a transcript of the gene CERS3, whose product is annotated as ceramide synthase 3. Lineage: Eukaryota; Metazoa; Chordata; Mammalia; Carnivora; Felidae. The record is from RefSeq and is a predicted model, not a curated record. Gene Ontology annotation, biological process: ceramide biosynthetic process. Gene Ontology annotation, cellular component: membrane. Gene Ontology annotation, molecular function: DNA binding; sphingosine N-acyltransferase activity.